This is a messenger RNA of Armigeres subalbatus, 2526 nucleotides long. Its product is annotated as prestalk protein-like. The transcript is spliced from 9 exons. Gene Ontology annotation, molecular function: serine-type endopeptidase activity. The coding region runs from base 59 to 2485 and encodes 808 amino acids. The record is from RefSeq and is a predicted model, not a curated record. NCBI's taxonomy places the organism in Eukaryota, Metazoa, Arthropoda, Insecta, Diptera, Culicidae. Gene Ontology annotation, biological process: proteolysis.
AUGCAGCAUUGCGCUACCAUGGCGGUAUGCUUUACUGACUUCCUUACUCGUGAUCGCAAUGGCUUCGUGGCGGGAUGUUCAGAUUUUUGUUUUAAUUAGUGUACUGCUACCGGUCGGAGUAUUUCCACAACUUUCAACCUAUUCUAAUAAGACAUGUAAUCUCUCCGAUGGAAGGGAUGGUUUGUGCGUCUAUGCAUAUCUUUGUCAGGAUAAUGUCAUCAACGUCGAUGGAACCGGAAUAGUUGAUCUACGCUUUUCCGAUGAUUGUGAUGAUUACAUUCUUAAAUGCUGCUCACCAGAAACGCCCUGUGCAGACAGUAAAGGAACAUGUGUGGCUGCCAACCGAUGUUCUGCCGAUCUCAACAACUCCAAGUACAGACUUUUUGAAGAAGCAGACGAAUGUGAAUGGAGCGGUUACAAAUGUUGCCCAAACGAGAUUCUCCGUAAGGUUGACUCUAAGGCGACAGAAUGUGCUGGCGAUUCUGUUUGUGUUCCCAGCUCACAGUGUCUGGUACAACCAAAUGGUCGGAGUUUGUCGAAUGCGCGAACCAAGGUUUGUAGUAGCUUGGAAACAUGUUGUCCACGCAGUCAACUCAAAACGAGCUCCUCCAGUCCAUGCGAGCAGAUUGGUGGUAAAUGCGUUCCACAAAAUCAGUGCAGUUCUGUCUUUAGCGUAGAUAUCCGAAUUCAAUCGUGCGAUGAUCCCGACCUCGAGUGCUGCAUGAGUUCAAAUUCAACUACGUCAAUCAGAAAAGCCUGUGUACAGAAUAGCGGAAAGUGUUCCGCGAGAAAGGAUUGCAAAGGCACCGUAUACAGGGAUCGAUUAAAUGAAUGCGAAGGUUUAGUUUGCUGUGCAUCAACAGAAUCGCCGCCUACAAUUGUAACUCCUCCAGCAACAGUAGACAAGGCAUGCUUCAAUAACAAUGGAAAAUGCACAUUGAAAAGUGAAUGUAAAGGAACCGUUUACAGAGAUCGACAUAACGAAUGCAACGGCUUGGUUUGCUGUGCAUCUCAAGGAACGACUGAUCCCACCACACCUCGCCCAACGCAGAGACCGGUGACUCCAGGAAAGUCUUGCUUUAAUAAUGGUGGAAAAUGUGUCACAAGAAAAGACUGCAAAGGCACCGUAUACAAGGAUCGAUUAAAUGAAUGCGAAGGGUUAGUUUGCUGUGCAUCUUCUACACCAACCGAAUCUCCACCUACGGUUGUAACUCCACCAGCAACAGUAGACAAGGUAUGCUUCAAUAACAAUGGAAAAUGCACAUUGAGAAGUGAGUGCAAAGGAACCGUUUACAGAGAUCGAAAUAAUGAGUGCAACGGCUUGGUUUGCUGUGCAUCUCAAGGAACGACUGAUCCCACCACGCCUCGCCCAACGCAGAGACCGGUGACUCCAGGAAAGUCUUGCUUUAAUAAUGGUGGAAAAUGUGUAACAAGAAAAGAUUGUAAAGGAACUGUAUACAGAGAUCGGAACAACGAUUGCGAAGGACUUGUAUGUUGUGCUGUUGAACCUGCUCGCACGUGUAGUUCUUUGAAAGGGACGUGCAUAGCAGAACAGAAUUGCCGGCGUAAGAGUCCUACCAGGGUAGAAGACUGUUCAGCAAACACGGUGUGCUGUCUAGAAGUUGAAACAGUUGAGGUGAAAGAUUGUGGAUAUCGUAACGAGAAUGGCAUAAAGUUUGAUACAAUCAAUCGUAAUGACGGCGAAUCACAAUAUGGUGAGUUCCCAUGGAUGGUCGCUAUUUUGACCAACGAGGGCAAUGAGCGUAAAUACUAUUGUGGUGGAUCGCUCAUUCACCCAGCUGUAGUUCUUACAAGUGCAGGAUGCGUAAAGACGUACCGUCGAACAGUUAACGACCUGACUGUUAGGGCUGGGGAGUGGGAUAUGAGUUCAGUUGGGGAACCCACUCCAUAUCAAGAACGGCAGGUGGCAAAAAUCGUGAGCCAUUCUAAUUUCCAUCCCAAUACAUUGGCAAACAACGUAGCUCUGGUGUUCCUAGAUGAUGCAUUUGACCUUAGUCCAACAGUUAAUACUGUUUGUCUGCCACCGCAAAACUUUGAAUUUGACAAUGGAGCAGUAACCGCAUCUGGCUGGGGAACCACACCCCAAAAUCGUACCAAUCAUCAACACAUUCUCAAAAGUAUUGAUCUUCCUCUCAUGCCGAAGUCAGAUUGCGAACGUACCCUACAGAAAGCUACUUCCAACAGAAGCUUUAAGCUGCACUCUAGUUUCCUGUGUGCUGGUGGCGUGGCUGGCGUUGAUACGUGCUCGGGUGAUGCAGGAUCUCCAGUAAUUUUACAUAUACCAAACGAUGCUGAAUUCCGGUACUACGCAGUGGGGAUGGUUUCUUGGGGCGUUGGGUGUGGAAGACGCGGUACACCAGCAGUUUAUACAGAUAUAGGCGUAUUCAGGGACUGGAUAGACGAUGAAAUGGAACAGGAAGGAUUUGAUAUAAAUUAUUAUCGGUACCAAUUGUAUGAAAACUAACGUUAAAUAUCACAAUGAUAAUAAAUUAUCUACAAUGAAAU